AUGUUAUUGAUUAGUUCUGCAUCAAAAGGUGAUAUUCCUCAGGUCUUACUAGAUGGUCAUGGAAUUCCGUUGCUUCACGUGGAACGAGUGGGUCCUUCUAUUGCCUACUGGGCUCCGAAGUCUCGUAUUAUUGAAACGAAUUGGAACGUCGUCAAAUAUAUCAUGGAAAGAGGUGAGAACUGUGACUAUGCACGACCUUUUCAUCGACUGUGGAUUAUGAUGGAAGAAUCAAAAUCUCCUCACGUGUUCUUGCCCUCCGAGAGAAAUCAAUAUUUGAUCGAUGAAAGUGACGACGAAUUCGAGUUAAUGCAGAGCUACGGUGUUGUGCCCGAUAUCACAUUUUCACUAUUACAAACUCUAAAAUUUUUACAACCCAAAGAGGGUUCUACUGAUUCAGCACUUGUGCAAUUCGUCUUGUGGCUUGAGCCACCUGUGCACGUGGCUGAUACUAUUGCUAGAGAGAUUGGAACUUUGUCUGGAUUUUAUGCUUCCGUUGGAUCUGAGAAGAGAGACACUCAAAGUUUGUCGUUGGAACAACUUUUG
Messenger RNA from Acaulospora colombiana, 543 nucleotides. NCBI's taxonomy places the organism in Eukaryota, Fungi, Glomeromycota, Glomeromycetes, Diversisporales, Acaulosporaceae. The record is from the annotation of a GenBank genome assembly.